Messenger RNA from Anopheles darlingi, 2183 nucleotides. It is a transcript of the gene Sgsh, whose product is annotated as N-sulphoglucosamine sulphohydrolase. The transcript has 3 exons. NCBI's taxonomy places the organism in Eukaryota, Metazoa, Arthropoda, Insecta, Diptera, Culicidae. The record is from RefSeq and is a predicted model, not a curated record. Gene Ontology annotation, cellular component: 90S preribosome; nucleus. Gene Ontology annotation, biological process: glycosaminoglycan catabolic process; maturation of SSU-rRNA; heparan sulfate proteoglycan catabolic process. Gene Ontology annotation, molecular function: N-sulfoglucosamine sulfohydrolase activity. Bases 134 to 2092 code for a protein of 652 amino acids.
UAACGGUGUUCGCAAUGAAUUUAUAAAAUAAACGUUAACAACAACGUUGAACGAAGUUGAACAACGACCGCUUUGAACGAAUCGCAGAGCUCUAGCACAGCGUAACGCGUAACGAAGGUAACGCUUGUCAAACAUGCCGCGGAACGUAAACAAACCUCUCGCCGAAGAAAAACACGUUUUUGAGUUCACAAAAAUUCCCUCAAAAAUGGGCAAUAAAGCGCUGCGUUUGGAGGUUUCCAAGCUUCGUACCUUAGUGAAAAAGACACGCACCAACAUCAUCCGGAAACUGCUUCGCGAUCGCAAACUUUGGGCCGGUAAAGUGGAGGCGAGCAGCGGUAAUCGCCGAGCUACCAAGAAACUGGAAACCGCCGAAGCCUUAUCGAAGCACAUCAAAACGUUGGGUACAUCUCAAUUAGUGAAGGAUGUAAUACGGUUUCAGCUACGGAAAGAUGCGGCCGGCGAGCAGCAGCUGACGGCGGUGUCCGAUCGCGCGAUCGCCCGAUUUUAUGCAGAACCGAAAGUGGUCGCCAGUGUUCGCGUGCUGAUAGAUCGGUUUGAGUUGCAGAAGAACGAAUCCCUUAUUGAUGUGGCGGUGAAGGAUGGACAGAAAGAGGUAAAGGAUGCGUCAACGGAAGCUAAAGGGCCCAAGAAGAAAAAGAAAACCAAACCGAAACGUGCUAAGGGUGAAAAAGCCACGCCAAAAGUGGCUAAGAACGGAAAACAAAAAGCCACUAAGGAAGGCAAGGGAAAAGCUAAAGCGGAGGACGAGGAUGAGCUAAGUGAUACGCAGGAUAACGAGGAGCCAAGCGAUGUUAGUGUUUCUAUGAGCGAAGACGAAGAUUCGAUCCUCGACGAGGAGGAGGAGCAGGAGGAAGAUGAAACACCUUCACAGCCUACUAAGAACGCUUCUGAACCUAAACCGAGACCAGCGGUAAAGGAAAAGAAAAAAUCGAAGGAGCCGAAGAUGAAAAUGCCAGCGAACCUGAAACCACCGGAAGACGACGAUGAAGAGGAAGGUUGCUUGAUGGUACAAGAUAGCUUUUUUGUCACGGAAUCGGGCACCAAUUAUGUAGCGGUUGCUCCGGUGCUAAAGAAAUCGGAAGGAGAUUCAGAUGAGGACAACAUGGAUGCUGAGGAAGAAGAGGAAAGCUGGAAAUUCUCCGUAAAGCGAAGAAAGAAACAGGAACAACGGAAUGCUGCCCAAGGCAAAGUACCAGACGGAGGAAAACCUAGUCGAAAUGGAAAGUUUGAAUCAAACAAACGAUCCUUUGCAUCUUCAAACGAACCGGUGAAACGGUUUCGUCGAGAUUCCGGACAAACCACCGAACCAGACGCAGGUUUACAUCCUUCAUGGGCGGCCAAACAAAGGCAGAAAGUUAUCAUACCGUUUGCUGGAAAGAAAGUGGUUUUUGACGACGCAGAUGCCAACCCAGUGUCAUCGGAACCAACUAAAGCGAAAGAUGAUCUACAUCCAUCGUGGGCUGCCAAACAGGCUCAGAAAGGCAUCAAACCAUUCGCCGGUAAGAAAGUUGUUUUCGACGAUGGCGAAAGCACUAGCAUACCGGCCGUGAAAUCAACCGCAGCGAAUGAUCUGCAUCCUUCUUGGGCUGCCAAACAAGCACAAAAGGGAAUCAAGACAUUCGCUGGAAAAAAGACAGUGUUCGACCACCGUGAAGACACGAGUGCCCCGCCGACCAAUCUCCAUCCCUCAUGGGCGGCAAAGCAAGCACAAAAAGGAAUAAAACCAUUCGCAGGGAAGAAGAAGAUAUUCGAUGAUAACGAUGGGGAAGGAAAUCGGCACCAGGAGCUGAAGCGUGCUGAAAACACGACCAACACCGAAGGACUCCAUCCGUCGUGGGCCGCUAAACAGGCGCAGAAAGGUUUGAAACCAUUUGCCGGCAAAAAGAUAACGUUCGGCGACGAAGAAAUCGCAACCCCGGUAUAUGCUAAUCGAUCGACCAGCGGAUCUCGAGCGGCGGCGAAGACUCAACCAACAGCGAUCAGCAGCGAUCUGCAUCCAUCGUGGGCUGCCAAGCAAGCGCAGAAGGGCAUCAAGCAGUUCGAGGGGAAGAAAAUCAGUUUCGAUGAUUAAAAAUCGAGUUUGUUUCUCACCAAAAAGAGAAAAUCUCGGUGUUAUUGGCUAAAUGAUAAUGAGUAAUAUUAGAGUUAGCAAAUAAGCUAUC